Anopheles coustani is the source of this 750-nucleotide messenger RNA. RefSeq names its product MIP18 family protein galla-1 (gene galla-1). NCBI's taxonomy places the organism in Eukaryota, Metazoa, Arthropoda, Insecta, Diptera, Culicidae. Bases 104 to 625 code for a protein of 173 amino acids. The transcript is spliced from 2 exons. The record is from RefSeq and is a predicted model, not a curated record.
AGCACUUUAUCCAGGCAUUACAAUACUUUCCAACAAGCUCGAGAGUCGUAAUGCAAAACUUGUAGUAAUUUGUUGAAAAUCGUGUACCUUCAGUGUUUCAGUGAUGCUUUCAUUUUUCCGCAAAAAAACUUCCGACGAUUUGACCGUGUCGUCAUCGAAUGGUAAUGCUAAUGCGAAGGUUGGAACCGGAAUAGUUUCCAAUGGUCCAUCGCUGCAGGAACUCGGUUACCGUAACUCGAACGACCUCAAGGAAACCAUAUACGACUUCCUUCGCACAAUUCGGGAUCCAGAAAAACCAAACACCUUAGAAGAUCUAGGAGUGGUCUACGAAGAGGGCAUUUUCGUGAAGGAGCCCACGGCCGGGAAUGUCAACGUUGUACGUGUCGAGUUCAAUCCAACCGUUCCGCACUGCUCGCUGGCUACGCUAAUCGGAUUGUGCAUACGGAUCAAAAUCGAACGAAACAUCAACCAUAAUCUAAAGUUAGACAUCUACAUCAAAAAGGGAGCCCAUUCGACGGAGGAUGAAAUUAACAAACAGAUCAACGAUAAAGAGCGAAUAGCGGCUGCCAUGGAGAAUCCUAAUCUGAGGCAAUUGGUGGAAAAUUGUAUCAAAGAAGAAGAUUAAAAGACUGAAUAGCAGAGAAAAUAUGGUUGAUGCGGGACGUUUUCGUAGUAGCUUGAUCGUUGUGUAAUGUACAUGAAUCGUUAAUAAAAAAAAUACUGCGCAAUUUUCCUAACUACUUUCAAACA